CCUUGUCCCUCCUAUAUAUAGUGAUAUUUUUUAUCAAUCACCAUCAUUCUCAAUACAACUCAGCCUAUUUGCAGAGAUGAGGAGGGCUACCAACACUGAAGAGAACGACGAUGACGAUGAUGGAAUCCAAUUCUAGCAUGAAUCCUCUUCAUGGAUUUUUCGACAUUGAAUCAAUGAGUCACCAUGUUUUUUGCAUGUUUUGUGGUUUUACUGCAACAAGAAAAGACGGAAGGUCUGAUUCACAUGGAAAGGGGACAUUAACUCUUUUUUAUUCCUUUCCUACGAUGGUAGCCUUGAGCUUUCUCGUCUCUUGUUGCAAGUUCAACCCAUUGCAUGUCGAUCGUAUUUAUCCUUUAAAGUACGAUCAGAAUUAUCUAGGAGGUUCAUCAGCAGGUCUUUCGCUAGUUUUUGGCUGACCAGUCACAAGUUUGGGCACCUGCAAAAUCUCCCGGAGAUGUACAAAUUUACAGCUGAAUCCUGAGCCUUCUUUGGGAAGAAGCAUGAAAACUUCUAAGUAAUCACAGUUUUCAGUAGCAACAUUCAUCUCUUGAAUUGAUCGUAAGGAUAGAAGGAUUGGGAAAAGACCCGUGAGAAGAACAACAGUGACAGACCAACUUUAAUAUGGGAGAUAUGGGAAGAAUUUAACAAAAUAAUAAGUAGAUGCCUUGCAUAAUGAUUUAGACUUAGACUGUUAGACAAUCAGAAGGAAUUAAUUUGUAUGGGAUGAGAGGGGGCUUUUUUUUGGCCAUUAGCUUCAUUGUGUAAAAUGUAAACUGGCUUAGUAAUAUGAAU
This is a messenger RNA of Nicotiana tabacum (common tobacco), 792 nucleotides long. RefSeq lists its product as uncharacterized. NCBI's taxonomy places the organism in Eukaryota, Viridiplantae, Streptophyta, Magnoliopsida, Solanales, Solanaceae. The record is from RefSeq and is a predicted model, not a curated record.